Messenger RNA from Colletotrichum navitas, 1389 nucleotides. RefSeq names its product fic/DOC family protein. Bases 35 to 1204 code for a protein of 389 amino acids. The record is from RefSeq and is a predicted model, not a curated record. NCBI's taxonomy places the organism in Eukaryota, Fungi, Ascomycota, Sordariomycetes, Glomerellales, Glomerellaceae. The transcript has 2 exons.
AAAAAAAAAAAAAAAAGACUUAACCAGCCUCAAGAUGUCUGGCAAGGCGCUCUUGAGCAAACAACGGCAAGCGCGCCGGGCAUUGCUAACUAAAAUCUACGAACCGGCGUUGCGGCUGCAGAAAGGGUCCCUGGAGUACGCUGAGCUCGCGUCCUCGGGGCGGAUAUGGGAAGACUACUUCCGGCCCGGCAACAGCCUCGAAAAAGGGUACGUAGGGUUCCAGCAGGAGCACAAGCGCAUGUUGGACGAAAUCGACGCCUUGAAAGCAAGCCUUCCGACGGCGGAACUGGGUAAAACUAUGGUUUCAGAAUACGCUCAACAGUCCGUCAUGAUUGAGAACAACCAUUUGACCGUCAGAGACGCUAAACGCAUCCUCGAGUCGUUACAGACGGGCGUUUUCAGACGCGUGGACCUGGCUUCAACGUCCAGUAGUGAGCUUGCCACAAUCGUUACAUCCGAGACCGAGGGCGGUACCGACUCGGCGACGAACGAGCUGAGGAACCACAUUGUCGCAUCGCAAUGGAUCGCCGAGGGCGCGGCAGCAAAGGCUCGCACGGCGGGACUCCGCGAGGAUGAGGUGCGAGAUCUCGCCGUCGUAUGUAUCCGGAACACAGAAUCCGAGGCGGCCUAUGAGGCGUCGAGAGGCGGAUACGAGGCCGGGGGCCCCAAGGCCGGCACCCUGGUGUGGGGAGCACGCGUUCCGCUUGGAGAAUAUCGAAACCUACCCAUCGCAGUGCGCAGCAAUCGUCUACGAAUUUUCCCCUAUCCACAGGAAGUUCCCGCCUGCGUUGCACGAUUCUUUGAGUGGCGCGACACGCAACAUCGCGAGAAGGCGCUGCAUCCGCUGGUUCUGGCUUGUCAGAUGACGGCGUACUUUGUCCACGUUCACCCGUUUCCUGACGGCAACGGGCGCAUCAGCCGCAUGAUCAAGCAGGAUUACCUCACUCGUCAAGGCUACUUACCGGUCGUCAUUCCAGGGUUGGAGCGGAAGGACUACUUGCGGAUGAUUGACGACGCCUGCGAAGGCAAACCCGGUGAGCUCGUAGCGGCAGUCAUCGAGGCCCAGCAGGCGGCGCUGCACAUGUUCUCGACGCGUUGCCCUUUGACGGACAACUUAGGACACGUCCAAAAACCGGUGUGCCUAGGAGACCGGGCGCCAAAGGGUUGGGUCGAGAAGGAUCCGGAAAACGGUUCGUGUUCGUGAUUAAGCGAAUGCGAGAAACGAGUGUGUAGCGGCCCCACUGUCAGCAGCAGAAAGUACUCGUGUUAUGUCCGCAUCAUCAGGUCUCGCACACCCCUAUCAUAUCUACACCGAAGGGGAAAUCACCGGCCAAUGUCCAACCGCAACCGCAUAGCAGGCAGGCAGGCAGGCAGGCAGGCAGGCAGGCA